UGAGCCCACCCAGCCGGCCCGUCAGAGCUGAAGUGGUUAAUGGAAACUCGGCUGCUGGGCUGAGUAAAAACUGCGAGAGGUUUCGUCAGACCAGACAGACCAACUAAUGAGUGAAAAGCAGAGAAAUGCCCUGACUUCUGCUUUGACUGCAGACUUCCUGGCAUCACGUCACUGUGGUUUAACGGACACCCUGUAAAGCUGUGCGCAGCCGAGAGACGCUCAGAAAGACGACUGAGGCUGCAACAGUAACAGCAAACAAUCAUCAACUUGGCGACAAGCUUCAUCUCUUCCCCUGCUUCUCAGAUGGCUUCAACCGAUAUGGCGACGACAAUAGAUGAGCCUGACUAUGGCACCCAGACGGUGACCCCAUCGCCAGACUAUGAGGAUUAUUCCUACUUGAUGUGCGACCGGGAGUCAGUGCGGUUAUUCAGAAGUUACUAUGAGCCACCGCUCUUCUGGACCAUCACCAUGGUGGGCGGACUGGGAAACCUGGCUGUGGUCUGGGUCUACCUUCACUUCCGUCAGCGUCUGAAGACCAUGACGGACGUCUACCUGCUGAAUCUGGCCGUGGCCGACCUGCUGUUCCUAGUGACCCUACCGCUGUGGGCAGCCGAGGCUUCCCACGGCUGGAGCUUCGGUCAGGGCAUCUGCAAGGUCAACUCGGCACUCUACAAGAUCAACCUGUUCAGCAGCAUGCUGCUGCUGACCUGCAUCAGCGCUGACCGCUACGUGGUCAUUGUGCAGACCACGAAGGCGCAGAACUCCAAGAGGGAACGUCUGCGCUUCAGCAAGCUGGUGUGUGUGGGGGUGUGGCUGCUGGCCGUGCUGCUGGCCACGCCCGAGUUCAUCUUUGCCACCACCACGAUGGUGGAUGACAAAGAAUACUGCCGGCCGGUGUACCACGCCAACAUCGGGAACCGCACCAAGGUGCUGGUCCUGGCUCUGCAGGUCAGCGUGGGCUUCUGCCUGCCCUUCCUCAUCAUGGCCUUCUGCUACAGCGUCAUCGUCAGCACUCUGCUAAAAACCCGCAACUUCGAGAAGCACAAAGCCAUGCGCGUCAUCCUGACUGUGGUGGUUGUGUUCAUCCUCUCUCAGAUGCCCUACAAUGGCCACCUGGUGGCGGAGGCCAUCCAGGCCACCAACACGACCACGGAGAUGCUGUGUGAGGAGCAGAAGCGUUUCGACGUGGUUGGUCAGGUCCUGAAGAGCCUGGCCUACACCCACGCCUGCCUCAACCCCUUCCUCUACGCUUUUGUUGGGGUUCGUUUCCGUAGAGACGUGCUGCGGCUGCUGCAGGUGUACCGCUGCCUGCCUUCCAAGGGAACGCCGGGCAAGCAGUCGGCCGGCCCGCCCCGAGCCUCGGUGAUGUCUGACACCGACACCACGCAGGCUCUGUCACUGUAGGACUUCCUGUUGGCGCUCGGACAAAGCGAGUGUGUUGUUGACUCACGUUCUUGUCGUGGUUUCACUGACUGCUGCUUCACUGCUGUGUGAGGCAGACUGAGCCAGAGACUUUCCCCUCACACAAACUGGGACUCAGCAUUAAUCUAACAGGACUGGUACAACUCUGAAUGUCUCCUGGACUUUGGGUUGUGUGGUGCGGAUUGAUGAAUACUCUGUGGUUUCAGGUUUAACAAAAUAAAGCUGUAGUGAGGGCCAGCAAAAGAAUGUGAUUUUAAUAACAUUUUAUCUCUCUAGCUGAAGGUUUGCUGUUUGUUGUUUGUUGUCGCAGCAAGUCAUAUUAACCCGUUCAGCUCCGGACCCCCUGUGACUCCCCCUCAGUGAGCUGGCAGCAGGUUGUGUUUCCAUCCAGCAGCACAGAGGCUCCGCCAUGUCGAAGCUCCGUCACUCUGACACUGAGGGAAAUAUUCAAAGCCAAGAUGCUGUUGUUGUAUGGCUGCAGAAUCACAUCAGAUAGAGAAGACCUUCAUGUCUUGUGCAGCAUUUUAGACACACGUUCUGCAGCAGAAUUGACCAUAAAGUUCUGGGUGUUUGAUCAAAGCUGGGCUGUGCAGGGCUGAGGAGCCCAGUUCACUUACAGCAGCAUCUCUGAGCCAGUGUCAUGUUAGUGACGCACAUCUUUUUGUUUAAGCUUGUCUUUUGUUCUCAUUGCGUGCAUUUAAAUAGAGAAUGUGUUUACUGUGUGUAUAUUACAGCGUAUGUGUGUCAGUUUGCUGUCUAUCAUCACUUUCAUUGGACCGAAUGUAAAAUAAAUCUGUUGAUGAAAA
Myripristis murdjan (pinecone soldierfish) is the source of this 2228-nucleotide messenger RNA. RefSeq names its product chemokine (C-C motif) receptor 9a (gene ccr9a). Gene Ontology annotation, cellular component: external side of plasma membrane; membrane. Gene Ontology annotation, molecular function: C-C chemokine binding; scavenger receptor activity; C-C chemokine receptor activity. The record is from RefSeq and is a predicted model, not a curated record. The transcript has 3 exons. NCBI's taxonomy places the organism in Eukaryota, Metazoa, Chordata, Actinopteri, Holocentriformes, Holocentridae. Bases 304 to 1404 code for a protein of 366 amino acids. Gene Ontology annotation, biological process: positive regulation of cytosolic calcium ion concentration; immune response; calcium-mediated signaling.